Messenger RNA from Daphnia magna, 3270 nucleotides. RefSeq lists its product as uncharacterized. The record is from RefSeq and is a predicted model, not a curated record. The transcript is spliced from 11 exons. NCBI's taxonomy places the organism in Eukaryota, Metazoa, Arthropoda, Branchiopoda, Diplostraca, Daphniidae. Bases 385 to 1929 code for a protein of 514 amino acids. Gene Ontology annotation, molecular function: protein binding.
GGUUGGAUCUCGCCAGUCUUCCACUGACCGGCAUCGCAUCCGCACCACACAGAACAACGGUCCAAACUAAUGACGAUCAUCACGCCAACAAAUAUUCACAGUUUCGUGUAAUCCGAAUUGUGUCGACUGUCGAAUUACUUACAAAAUUGAAGGCGCAUUUUGUUGGACGAGGAUAAAACGUCACGACAAAAUCAGAUUGGAUUGAACCAUCGUUCUUCAGUUUAUCUUUUUUUCAAUUUGUGCUCGCAGAUUUUGAACAAAAGCGACAAGUCAAGUGGCCAAGGAAAUUGACUCCUCAUUUCAUUGGUUGUCACUUGUGCUGGUUCGAAAGAUUACGAGUCUUCACGUGUUCUUGUGACGUUACUUCACUCCACUCAAUCAACAAUGGCUCAUCGUGACCGGAUGAUGACGGCAUACCUGAGAUCAGCCAACACGACAAUGAUGCUUCUCCUUCUCACCUUGCCAUCGCUGCUAACAGGAACUUGGUCGGGACUUGUCACGGCGACUGAUACAUCGGCAGCAACAACUUGCACUUUUACGUCGAGGAAUUACGCGGUCGGCGACGUCUGGUACCCACGACUCGGUCAACGAGGAGCCCUUCAUUGCGUCGCUUGCAUUUGCCAAGAGGGCGGUAAAAUCAACUGCACCAUCCACGAAUGCGGCGGAGAGGAGUGCACGUCGCCCGAAUCUGCCGCCACUAACGAAUGCUGCAUCCACUGCGCAAAAGAGGCAAAAUCAUCGACUUUGAUGGCCGCGUCAACACGUCCCGCAUCUCUCUAUCCAGAUGAAGUUCCAGUCUCUUCUUUCUCCUCUUCGGAUCUGAGUGGCAGUUCGACGUCACCUGGCGUCACCUGUUUGCAUAAUGGCAACGUCUAUCGUCACAAGGAGCGUUUCACUUCUUCUAACGUCGGCCUCAAACCGGAACACCCCGAUCAGUGCGUUCAGUGCUCUUGCGAGGGCGGAAUGGUCAUGUGCCAACUAAAAGAUUGCCCCAAAGCCGACUGUGAAAAGCCGAUCCGGACCAAAGACGAUUGCUGCCCUGUCUGUCCAGAUCCAGCUGGUAGAGUGGACGAAAUGGACAAUUCUCCCGUUAUCAUUCAACAGCAGACGGAUGGAAUAAACGGCAAAAUGGAAGAUUGCAUCUCCGGUGGCCGGUAUUACCUUCACGGGACGACUUGGCAUCCGGUGAUGGGACCGUUCGGGCCAAUGGACUGCGUCAAUUGCAAAUGCAAAUCUGGCAGGAUCGAAUGCCAACGUUUGGAAUGCCCCAGUCGGCCGGCACUCGGCUGCGAAAGACCCGUCAAAGUUGCCGGUCGCUGCUGUCCCGUCUGUCCACUUUACGAAGGAGACAUUCAAGGUCCCGUGACGCCUUUGCUCUCGUCUUCGCCCAUCACUGGGACACGGUCCAACAUUCAAGGAACAUCUGGAAUGGACAGUAGCAGCAAAAUCAGGACAUCUAAUCGACCUUUGCCGCCCCAUUCCUCGUCUUCGCUCAUCAAGUCCUCCACCCAUCACGCCAACUUUACGUUGUGCUUGCCCAAGGAAUACGACGUCGUUGUCUACCGCGCACAAGGAGGUGGCAACGCUUCUGAAUUCAUUCAGUACAUCUUUCAGCAAGUGGUCAACGGCUAUGCCAUCGAACACCACCUUUGGAUGCUACAGCCCAUGGUGACAACUUACAAAGUACAAGAUCUGACCAGGGACCAGUCCGAGGCUCUCCGUCAACGGUUUCGCUUUGUCCUUCUUGGUGCCACUGCCACAAAACACGUCAAACGAUUCACCAAACGCGAAAAGAAACUGAAACCAAAGUGUUUGCCAAAUUCCGGUUGCCCGAAAAAGAUCCGUCGUCUAGAACGAAACCUCGUGCUCCAAGAAGUCACCAGCCGCAGAGCGUGUUUACCAAUCGAAGUGGAAGCCAACACUCGCUGAACCCAAAUAUUUAACCCGUCUCUGCUCGUGACUGGUAUCAGUCGCAAUCUUCAAAUUAUCAAUCCUACAUCCAACGACAUAUUAUUUCAACUGAAGUGCAAUCUACAUAGACUCUCUUGACAUUUUCUUUCGGUGGCUCGGGUCUAAGCGGACGUGAUUUACUGUACUCGGACGCGGGUACAAAGCCAGAUAUGAUGCCGUGGAAACAAAACUUAAACAUAUGCUUUUCUUCGCAUUAUCGCCGACGUAUUCCAUGUAAUCCCCUGAUUGGUCUCCAUGGGUUUGGAGCACUUUGUUUUGGUGUAAGAAAAGAGGCUACCUAUUGAUGAACGCAGUUUAUGAAAAGGGAAAAUAUGUAGACCACCUUCUACACCUGCUAUGUUGUGUACCUUGAUAGCAAAAUUCAAGUAACCUACGUCUCAAAGAAGUAGUUUUUUUCCAACUCAGCAUUUAAAAAAAUAAUACUCCGUUAUCGCAUCAUUGUACCAAGUGAUGUCAGAUUUAGAAAAAUCUAGCCACCACAUUUUUGACACUCCUUUUCUCAUCGCCUCAUCCAAUAUUGUAUUUAAAAACGAGAAACACAAAGCUUAUUUAAAAACCUGUAUAAAUGUAUUCGAUUUCCAUGUAAAUCAAUUACUUGUAUAGUGAUCAAUCGUUGCAGAGUGUUUCAAGCCGGAAACUUGACCACAAAUUCAACAGAGCCGAAUUGCAGGUCCAUCUGUUAGAAGUUCAGAAAGAAACCUGUUCGGAGUGAGUUCAAACGUGUGACUUCAAUAGUUAAAUGCGUGAAUGCUAAACGGCACGAACGGUCAUAUAUGUGGCUCAAUUUCCCUCAUUUCAGGCUUUGUACUUGAGUGAACGACAGCUCACGUGAGUGUCGUACACGCCGAGUAAGACUGGAAAUGGGAACGAAACCAAGAUCCUGUCAAUUCCCCAUGAAUGUUGUCUGUAGAAUCAAAUCCUGUCGCUGGCCGAUGUAGACCCGGAUUAUUAACUUCGCUGGUCUUCCGCAUAUAUCCAUCACGCAUUCAUUAUUCCUUUUGUUUCAUGAGAUUUCACCCUUUGCUGUGAAUGUUUGGUGAUGAUACUCGAUUGGUCGCUGAUUAGAUACAUUGCUUAAGCUAUGCAUUGUGAACUGCGACAUCCGGCAAAUGGUCUAUGUGCUAACAAUAUGUUGCUAAGUUUGUUUGUUUUACCUAGAGACCCAAUUUCUAUACCAAGUCAUAAAACAAAAGGAUACGUGACCUCAUUCUUAUCGACAAAUCUGUCCUUCGACUGAUCCUCAUUAUGAUGUUAUAUUCAAUUUGCAGUGCCAAAUAAAAGAAAAAAGUAUAAGAAGCA